CCUGCCACACUGUCAAGAUGGUGGCGACCACAGUGGAGCAUGUUGUGGUGGAUGCUGGAGCUUUUAUUAAAAGAGCUCCGUUGCACGAAAUUGGCAAGAACAUUUAUACCUUGAAGGAUGUUGUUGAUGAAAUUCGGGAUAAACCAACUAAAAGGAGCUUAGCUUUUUUGCCAUACAAGCUCGAUUUUAAAGAACCAUUUCCAGAGAACAUUCAGUUUGUUACAGAGUUUGCUAAAAAGACAGGAGAUUAUCCCAGUCUCUCAGCAACGGACAUCAAGGUUUUGGCUCUGACUUAUCAACUGGAAUGUGAAAAUGUGGGGACUGAGCAUUUGAAGAAAGAACCUGAAAAACAGGUCCAGAUAUGCAGUACACAGAGACAUCCAGAGACUCCUGUUGGCAUUGCUGGUUUCCAUUUUCCUUCAAAAUCUCCAGGUAAACCUGCUAUCCAAAGCCCACCUACAACGAAUGAGCCACAUGAUCCUGUUAGUUCACAGUUCAACAGCUUUCAGUUUUGGAGGAAUCCUCUUCCCAGCAUUGAGUCUGACCUUCUGGAGCUGCUGGCAGCAGAUGCCAUCACAGUCACAAAGAAGCUGGAGUCUGUCGAUCUCUCGGCUGAAUCUGAAGAGCAUGAUGGCACUAUUGGAGAGCAGCCAGAAGAGGAAGAAGAAGAGGAAAUCAACAGUGAUGAUGAGGAAGAAGAGGAUGAGGAUGAUGAUGGUGGAGGUUGGAUUACUCCUAGCAACAUCAAGCAGGUCCAGAUGGAUGCUGGUGUACGGGGACCUUCAGCGGACGUCAAAGUAGGCUGCGUGACUACAGAUUUUGCCAUGCAGAAUGUUCUGAUUCAGAUUGGACUGAAUGUGCUGUCUGUAAAUGGUAUGCUCAUUAAAAACACCAGGAGUUAUAUACUGCGAUGUCAUGCAUGCUUCAAGACUACAACAAACAUGAACAAAAGUUUUUGUCCGAAUUGUGGAAACAGCACAUUGAAGAAGAUUGCCGUCACCCUUAAUGAGGACGGUACCAUGCAGAUGCAUUUCUCCAGGAACCCCAAAGUGCUGAAUCCAAAGGGGAAGAGAUACUCUUUGCCUAUGCCACAAGGAGGAAAACACGGCAACAACCCACACCUGGUGGAAGAUCAGCGUUUCCCUCAGCAGAGAAUGUCUAGAAAGGCUCGUCAGAAGACUAAUGUGUUUGAUCCAGAUUACCUGGCCAGCAGCUCUCCGUUCUCCGAGCACGACGUCUACAGCAAAUCAGCCAGCUUACAACUGCGGGACGGCCAGACCGGCGGAGGACGUCGGCGUACAAAUCCUAACGCCGCUCGGAAGAAGUUCGUGAAGAAGUGAUUGUUGAUCUCACACUACCUGCAGGAUCUGGAC
This is a messenger RNA of Danio aesculapii, 1373 nucleotides long. RefSeq names its product NIN1 (RPN12) binding protein 1 homolog (gene nob1). Lineage: Eukaryota; Metazoa; Chordata; Actinopteri; Cypriniformes; Danionidae. The record is from RefSeq and is a predicted model, not a curated record. Gene Ontology annotation, biological process: ribosomal small subunit biogenesis; maturation of SSU-rRNA. Bases 18 to 1340 code for a protein of 440 amino acids. The transcript is spliced from 9 exons. Gene Ontology annotation, cellular component: preribosome, small subunit precursor. Gene Ontology annotation, molecular function: RNA endonuclease activity.